CGAGCAUAUUUUUUAAACAAGCCCAUCUACUGCAAAGCGCCGCGCACCAUAGAGGUAAAACACAUCUGGCUUUGCAUGAACAGGUAUUGUUUUUACCUGUGGAAAAUGCCUAUUUAAAUUGGGUACACUGGCUGAAAAUAAAAUAACGUAUUUUAAACAACUGUAUUUAAAGUACCCAUUAUUAGGAAAACUUGUUUUUAUUAUUAUGUUGUGAUUCAUGGGUAAGUUCGUUUAAAAAAAAAAAAAAAAAAAAAAAAAAAGUUAAACGUGCGCCACCGAAAUCGUGGAAUCUUGUAAGAGGAGGGGAGCUCAGGUCUCUAUCUGCAGAAAUAAACUGUUGAACUGUGUAACUCCGGCAGGGAGUGCACUGCCUCUGUUCAACCAGUGAGGACUCUCUCCUGUGCUCCUGUGGAGCUGGUCUUCAGAACCAAAAGAGUGUAAUUUUCUCAAGGGCACUGACAGUCUUACCAGCAACAUUUGCUUCAAGCUUACAAACCUGGAAAACAGACUCAGUCACAUUCCCUUUACACUCACUGUACGUGUGUUAUUUACAAAGCAGCCAGGAUCAGAAAGUGAAUUAGAAUCCCAAACUUCCAGUUCCCGGGUUCCAUUCCUCCCUCGUACUGGACUGUCGUUGGGAUUUUAAAAGACAUAAUUCAGUACUAUUUUCUGCGGACUACAGUCAGAGUCAGUUCAUGGAGUUAUUGAUUAAGCUGGUGCUUGUGUCAACGCUGUAUCUGGGAGCAGCUGGUGACUAUGACGGCAGGUGGCCCAGACGGGUGUCCUCCUCAAAUGGACUGUGCCGCUACGGAGCCCGGGUUGACUGCUGCUGGGGAUGGACACGACAGUCCUGGGGCCAGUGUCAGCCUCUCUACAGAGUAGUCGGGAUAAGGUGCCAGCCCCAAGCUCUCUGCCAACCUGGAUGUAAACAUGGGGAGUGUGUGGGACCAAACAAGUGCAAAUGUUACCCAGGCUACACAGGGAAAACUUGUAACCAGGAUGAGCAGGUGUAUGUUACUCCCCCAAUGUGGGACAGUCACCCUCCUCUCUUUCUUCCCAUGGAUCACCAACCAGCAGGUGCACCUACAGCGGAUCUCAAUGAGUGUGGACUGAAGCCACGGCCUUGUAAACAUAGGUGUAUGAACACCUAUGGAAGCUACAAAUGUUACUGCCUGAAUGGUUACAUGCUCAUGCCUGAUGGGACAUGUGGAAAUGCCCGCUCCUGCUCCAUGGCAAAUUGUCAGUACGGCUGUGAUGUGGUGAAAGGGGAGAUCCGGUGCCAUUGCCCCUUACCUGGGCUACAGCUGGGGCCCGAUAGCAGGACCUGUGUGGAUGUGGAUGAAUGUGCCACUGGCAGAGCUGUGUGUCCUAGAUUCCGGAAGUGCAUCAAUACCUUUGGAAGUUACAUCUGCAAAUGUCAUGAGGGAUUCGACCUAAAAUACAUCAACGGAAAAUACCAGUGCAUAGAUGUGAACGAGUGUCUUUCCUCUGUGCACCACUGCAGCAGCUUUGCCAUGUGUUACAACACACCAGGCUCGUACAAAUGCAAAUGCAAAGGAGGCUUCAGGGGGACCGGCUUCGACUGUAAACCCAUACCUAAAGUCAUAAUUGACCCACCAGUACCAGGCAAAAAAGAAAAUAUGAGAAACAUGAAGAACACCACAAACGGCAACGGAUGUCAAAAUAAAAUCCCUGAUCCUGAUUGUGACAGAAAGAUAACCACCACCCGUCUACCCGUAACCACCAAAAGAACUGUAAUUACCACUAAAAUAAAAACCACAACCACCAAAUCCAUUAGAAGUACUGCACCUCCAAGGAGGACCACCCCAGCCCCAGUUGUCACCAGGAAGCCUGUGGUGGUCACCACUACCAAAAUGCCUAUUGUGACUACAGCUCCAGAGAGAGAUACUACUGUGGACAACAGGAUACGUAUUGAGGUCUCCCCUAAACCGAGAGGGGAUGUGCACAUUCUUCGGAACCCUGGAGAGAACAAUAUCGUAAUUGGAAGCAUCGAACUGGGAGAGACUGCUGAUGGGGAGGAAGUCCAAGACGAUUCAGAUGUUAUUCUGCACAGUUGUAGCUUUGACCAUGGUCUGUGUGGAUGGCUCAGGGACAGAGAAAGUGACCUACACUGGGAAGCAAGCUCAGAUGCUGCAGGUGGAAAAUACUUGACGAUUCCUGAAGUUUUUGGUAAGCGAGGUGGAAGAGCAGCCCUGUUGGCUCUUCCUCUAAGGCAGCCGGUGGACUCGGGGGAGCUGUGCCUCUCGUUCAGACACAAGCUGUCGGGGCAGCACUCCGGUUCCCUGCAGGUGUACGUGAAGAGGAACGGGGCACAUGGCCCUGCAGUGUGGGGCAGGACUGGUGGGCAUGACUGGAGGCACACCCAGAUCACACUGUGGGGGGCUGGCUUGCAGAGUGUCAUAUUGAAAGGGGAGCGAUUGAAUGAGAGGCCUGGAGAGAUCGGCCUGGACGAUGUUAGUCUGAGAAGAGGCUCCUGCACUGGGGAACACACUCUGAGGAGACAUUAACACAAUGCGGAAAACUGGAGCGAACUCCACUCACCAGCUCCACUCCUACCAGGAGACUGAGCUCCAGGGGGGAAUGCAGCCUUGUCAGAGCAAGUCCAGUGAACCAGGCCCCUCAAAAUAAGAGAUUCUUCGAGGGAAAGGGAAAACUUUACCAGAACCGGGGAGUUUCUAUUUUACUUCCUUCCCAUUUCAUGUACGUGAAUCCUGUAUGUAAUCGACGCAUGCUCCACUAAUGCUGAGGACUGCAGUCUUCAAAAGCCAUCUCUUGCUUAAGAAGCCUAACCAAACCUUGCUUUCCCAAACAUAGUAGAUUCUGUUGUGUUGUGCAUGUCAUGUAUUUACUUCAAGCAGUUAUUGUAGGCUUUGCGAAAUUAGUAUUUUUCUUUUUUUUCCAUUGCUUUUCAUACUAUUUUCAUCCCGCUUGUAAACAGUAUGUGUAUAUUUUUAACACACCGGAUUUAGUUGAACCUGUAAGGGUUGCAUCUCUUCCAGUUAACAAAUGUUUGCUUUGCAUUGAUAUUGUUAUGACUGUCUAAUAUUAUCAAACCAAAUUAUUGUACUGUAUGAUUACUGUCAUUUUUUAAUAUUGAUUGUACUUCUAUGUAUUUUAUUAGCUUCAUAGAUUUGUUCUGCCCCUUUAGAAUGUUAAAUGGGCACAUUGGUGCUAUUAUAUUGAUAAAUGUAUUGAUUUAUUUUCACGUUAAACCUAUUUCAUUUUUUAUAA
Acipenser ruthenus (sterlet) is the source of this 3252-nucleotide messenger RNA. Its product is annotated as nephronectin-like. Gene Ontology annotation, cellular component: membrane. The record is from RefSeq and is a predicted model, not a curated record. The transcript is spliced from 14 exons. Bases 696 to 2528 code for a protein of 610 amino acids. Gene Ontology annotation, molecular function: calcium ion binding. Lineage: Eukaryota; Metazoa; Chordata; Actinopteri; Acipenseriformes; Acipenseridae.